CGUGUACCCUUUGUCUCGCUCGUCUUUAUCCUUCUUCAUCCGACAAUUAUAUCCUUUGUCAAAUCGAUAAACGAUAUGCUAGAAAACUCUUAAUACAAACAGGAAUUGUUUGAUCUUUCGGUCUCUUCAAACAUCCUUUAUAUAGGAAUCACAAAAUGGGUUGCUUCGGCAGUAAAGAUAAGCUCAGCAAAGAGGACAUGGAUUUCCUCAAGUCGCACACGAGGUACGACGAGGCCACCAUAAAGGACUGGUACAAGGGAUUUAAACAAGAUUGCCCUAACGGUAGACUAACGCCAGCAAAAUUUGUUGAUAUGUAUAAAACAUUCUUCCCAUCCGGAAAUGCAGAGGAAUUCUGCGACCACGUGUUCCGGACAUUUGACAUGGACAAAAACGGGUACAUCGAUUUUAAGCAUAACGAGGAUUUAACGUAA
Ceratina calcarata is the source of this 431-nucleotide messenger RNA. Its product is annotated as neuronal calcium sensor 2-like. The coding region runs from base 156 to 431 and encodes 91 amino acids. Gene Ontology annotation, molecular function: calcium ion binding. NCBI's taxonomy places the organism in Eukaryota, Metazoa, Arthropoda, Insecta, Hymenoptera, Apidae. The transcript has 4 exons. The record is from RefSeq and is a predicted model, not a curated record.